GUCCAGUGGAAUCCCGAUAACGUAACGCUGAAGAGUACCAGAAGCGCUAUCAUUUAACCUAAUUCCAAAUGGCUUGAUUUUGUUAGUGCAACUUGUAACUCCAAGGUUAUCGUGAAUUUCAAAUCAUUAAUUGACAGCAUAGCGAUGGGAUCGUAUCAUCGUAUCCCCAACAUUCGACCUUUUGCGUUGUUUUUGGCUUCCGGUUUAGAGCAAUAGUCCCAACCUUAACGCUCUGAUACUUUGAUAACUUAUAUUUUAUUUUUGUUUCUUUGCUGGUCUCCGACAAACGGUGGGAAAGUCUUGCGAGUUAGUCCCUCGCUCUGGCGGUUGGAGUCUUUCAUACACAUGCCUUCUUCUUCUCUCUCCUGCUGGUGAUGCCCUUGCCAGGCAUGGGCAGUUGGAUGUUGGCCAUCUCGCACCGCUCAACGAAUCAUGAUCAUGGCCUCCCUCGCCCACACUCCAGGCCAAUCCUGCUGUUCGUAUUGCUGCUGUCAUGGCUGAGUUUGGUAGAGUCGAUGCGCCCCGGUCGCAUCGCCGAGUUGAGGCGCGACACGGUCGAUAUGUUUUAUCACGGAUUCGAUAAUUAUAUGAACAUUGCGUUUCCCGAAGAUGAGUUGCGGCCCGUGUCUUGCACUCCCUUAACUCGAGAUCCCCUCAAUCCUAGGAACAUAGCGCUUAAUGAUGUCCUCGGCAAUUACUCCCUGACCCUGAUCGACAGCCUUUCCUCUCUCGCAAUCCUUGCCUCCGCGCCCCCCGAAGAUGGAGAUACAGGUCCCAAAGCCCUACGCGAUUUCCAAGACGGCGUUGCUGCCUUAGUUGCACAGUACGGCGAUGGGCGGCCCGGCCCGUCCGGCCAGGGCGCCCGCGCUCGUGGGUUUGACGUCGAUAGCAAGGUCCAGGUCUUCGAGACCGUGAUAAGGGGUGUUGGUGGAUUGCUUAGUGCCCACCUCUUCGCUGUUGGUGACUUGCCUAUUUCCGGGUAUGAGCCACGGAGACCAACCGAUGACGAUGACGACCUAGAAAAGCAUCCUCUCCCCUGGCCCAACGGGUUUAAAUAUGACGGGCAACUGCUACGACUUUCUCUCGACCUCGCCCAACGCUUGCUUCCGGCUUUCUAUACUCAGACCGGGUUGCCCUAUCCACGUGUUAAUCUCCGCCAUGGGAUACCGUUCUAUGUAAAUUCGCCGCUCCAUAACAACGCUAAUGUGGAUCCUAAGCCACCUGAAGACUCGCCAGAAAUCACUGAAACUUGCAGUGCUGGAGCAGGCAGUUUGGUUCUCGAGUUUACCGUGUUGAGCCGCCUCACUGGAGACCCAAGAUUCGAGCAAGCGGCCAAGAGGGCAUUCUGGGCCGUCUGGUCAAGAAGAAGCAAUAUUGGGCUGAUUGGUGCUGGUGUAGAUGCCGAAGAGGGACAUUGGAUUGGGGGUUUCUCUGGGAUUGGUGCGGGUAUUGAUAGCUUCUUUGAAUAUGCUCUCAAGACCCAUAUCCUGCUAUCAGGUCAUGAGCUCCCCAAUCGAACAAUACCGCAGGUUCCUGAUGGGGACUGGCUCGACCCUAAUCAAAUCUACAAUCCCCUUUCAGAUGAGGAUAAUUCCCCUGAUUCUUUCCUGUCAGCGUGGCACCAUGCACAUGCUGCUAUUAAACGGCAUCUUUAUUCAGGAUUGCAUCAUCCGCACUACGUAAAUGCGCACAUGUCGACCGGCUCGCCACAAGCAUACUGGAUAGAUAGUUUAGGUGCGUAUUACUCGGGCCUAUUAGCGCUUGCUGGGGAACUUGACGAAGCCAUCGAGACGCACCUCGUAUACUCAGCUCUAUGGACUCGGUACUCUGCCCUUCCGGAGCGAUGGUCCGUCCGCGAUGGCAAUGUCGAGGGCGGUCUCGGAUGGUGGCCUGGCCGACCAGAAUUUAUCGAAUCUACCUACCACCUGUAUCGUGCUACUCAAGACCCCUGGUACCUUUACGUUGGCGAAAUGGUCUUAAAAGAUAUCAACAGGCGAUGUUGGACGAAAUGUGGGUGGUCUGGUUUGCAGGAUGUGCGCACUGGAGAGAAGAGCGAUCGCAUGGAGAGUUUCUUUCUUGGGGAAACUGCCAAGUACCUAUAUCUACUCUUUGACCCAGAUCAUCCCCUAAACAAGCUUGAUGCUUCGUAUGUGUUCACUACAGAGGGACAUCCCCUGAUCAUCCCCCGAAAGAAGAAAACCAGUCCCCAAGUUCACAAGUCAUCGUCAGAGAGGGCUGUCCAGAGCUAUUACGAUGCCCAUUUUACCAAUACGUGUCCUCGUCCCCCCGUCCUUCCCCCAUUAUCCGGCUCUGCUACUGCCGCGAGGCCAGACCUUUACAAUGCUGCGACCCUAAUUCGACUUCAUCAAGUACCUAACAUUCACGGUGGGUUGAAAGACCCAGUCGCCAAACUGGGCGGUUCUAAAUCACAGACAAGACUUUCAGAGAAGCCGAUAGAAAACUAUACUUACUUCCCUUGGACAUUGCCGAGCUACAUGCUUCCAACCGACGGAAUCUGCGCUGUGUCAAAACAAUCUCAGACAACCGUAAUCGAAUUCGCUUCCAACGGCCAACAAACUAUGGGCAGCGCUUUCAAUAUCAUGUUCGGCGGGCAUAACCUUGUCCGUAUGGGGAGCGACGGUAUCGCGAUCAAUAGUCUCACCGGACUAAAGAUAGCUUUGCUCGUAGAAGAUCCCCCGGAGACAUCCGAGCGGGCCUGGAGGGUUUACAGCAUUGGAAACUUAGCAUUGGGACGAGAUGAAAAGGUUCUGAUCUCUCGCGAUGUCCUUGAACACAUGUCGGACCCUCUAUUCCAUCGUGUUCGCGACUCCGUCCUCGUCGACGUUAUCUUGCAGCUUGAGCCUCCACAAGCUCCAGGAAUUCAUAAUGCAACAUCUGCGGAUGGGGAAGCCACCCUCGAGACUGAACCUGCUGUUGAGCUCGAUGGCGAGACUACCGUCGAUAGUCCCAAUUUGUUCAGCUCUUUUCUGCAGCAGAUUACGUCUGCUCUGCGGGAACCUGUCACUACUUUCAGGCCUGAACCAGUACGGAAGCCGGAUUAUAAGUAUGUCGAGCUGCCCGGGAUUACCCCAGUAGGGGUGGGUGCUGCUCCCUUACCCGACAUCCGCGAAGCUCCCAACCCGAACACGACUCCGUAUAUCGAGUCCCUAUCCUGGAAACGCAUCUUCUUCGCCGACCAAGCCUGCGGUGGUAGGCUCCCCGACGAAGCGCCGAGGGCGCACCAAGUAAUCGUGAUGCGGCGGGGCGGAUGCUCGUUCUCAGAGAAGCUGGCCAACAUACCGUCGUUCGCGCCGAGCCGCAGCGCGUUGCAACUCGUGGUCAUCGUGUCGGACGAUAAAGACGCACUAGACGAAAACAAGGACGACCCAUGGGGCUUCAACUUCAUCCGACCACUGCUCGACGAGCCGCAGCGCACCCCCUCGGGAUUCCCCCGACACCAUCCCAUCGCCAUGCUGAUGACGGGAGGUGGGCAGGAGGCGUACGAGUUGUUGCGGAAGACGAGGAGCAUAGGUCUGCGGAGGAGAUACCAUGUUGAGAGCCAGGGGCUCAAGAUUAGCAAUAUCGUUGUGGUUUGAGUAGCAAUAGCAGAUAGAAAGUGAGGAUAGAUGAUAGAUAGAUGGGUACGAAGUUACGAUGAUUGGACAGGAAAAGGCAUGGUGUUUGUUGUUCGAGAGGGCGGUAUAUAAAAAAGAAACUACCUAGUGUACAUAUUUGAACGGACAUGGAGCAUAGCGAUGAGAAUUUACAAAGCGAUAUUCAGGUUUGAUCAUUUAUUUUCUAUCCUAAGCUGAAGUCAUAAGCUAGGUAGGUAGGUAGGUAGGUAGUCACAGUACAUUUAUCGCUUAAGUCCGGGAAUUAAAACAACAAAAGUUCAAUGUUCAAUAUAUGCCAGAUGAGAGAUAAUAAAUCCGCCAGUUAGGUGACAGCUACAUGAGGUAGUCUAAGCAACAAGACGGUAGCCUACCUAUAUAAAAAGAAAACCAACUCAAAAAGAAAAAAAGAAAGAAAAAAAUGCGGUAUAAGAGGAAUCUAACCUCUUAACG
Daldinia vernicosa is the source of this 4064-nucleotide messenger RNA. RefSeq names its product glycoside hydrolase family 47 protein. Gene Ontology annotation, molecular function: mannosyl-oligosaccharide 1,2-alpha-mannosidase activity; calcium ion binding. Gene Ontology annotation, biological process: endoplasmic reticulum mannose trimming; mannose trimming involved in glycoprotein ERAD pathway; carbohydrate metabolic process. The transcript is spliced from 2 exons. Lineage: Eukaryota; Fungi; Ascomycota; Sordariomycetes; Xylariales; Hypoxylaceae. The coding region runs from base 375 to 3596 and encodes 1073 amino acids. The record is from RefSeq and is a predicted model, not a curated record. Gene Ontology annotation, cellular component: endoplasmic reticulum; membrane.